Messenger RNA from Chanos chanos (milkfish), 1867 nucleotides. RefSeq names its product pellino E3 ubiquitin protein ligase family member 3 (gene peli3). The record is from RefSeq and is a predicted model, not a curated record. The transcript is spliced from 7 exons. Gene Ontology annotation, biological process: regulation of Toll signaling pathway; protein K63-linked ubiquitination. NCBI's taxonomy places the organism in Eukaryota, Metazoa, Chordata, Actinopteri, Gonorynchiformes, Chanidae. The coding region runs from base 292 to 1698 and encodes 468 amino acids. Gene Ontology annotation, molecular function: protein binding; ubiquitin protein ligase activity.
GAUAAAGUGCGAGGAAGAGAUGGGCGUGACAUCGGGAUGUCUGGACCGCGAUCCGACUCCUGAAGGGGUAACAUCCGCGCUGUCUAUCUUGUCCCCGAUGACAACGGGAAGGAAAUGCUAAGUGUUCGGUGUAAUGGCUGUCCCAUCGUGUUUACCGUACCAGGUGAUGUUUUAACAGCACUACGCCCUAUUUCGUGGCCACACGGGGAUUGACAAGCCAAGAGAAUUCAAAGCAGAGGGACCUCCAUCUCAAGCAACAGCGGCUGUGAUCCUUUACUGUGGCCUGCUGUCAUGGUUUUGGAAGGGAGCUCCGAGGCUCUGUGCCCCCCGCCCUCCCUGGAGCUGCGUCCGUCGUGCAACAAGAGCCAGCCUUCACCCCCCCUGGGCUCUGGCUCCCAGCCCAAUGAAAGUCUCUUCCCCGGAGACAAGGAACCCGUGAAGUACGGAGAGCUAAUCGUGUUAGGGCACAACGGAUCGCUGGCCAGUGGGGAUAAGGGACGCAGGAGAAGUCGGCUGGCCCUUUACAAGAGGCCUAAGGCCAAUGGGGUCAAACCUGAUGUCAUUCAUAAUGUUUCCACUCCCUUAGUGUCAAAGGCCCUAAGCAACAAAAGCCAGCACAGUAUCUCCUACACCCUGUCCAGGAGUCACUCUGUUAUUGUGGAGUACACACAUGACACCAACACAGAUAUGUUUCAGAUCGGCAGAUCCACAGAGAGCAUGAUAGACUUUGUGGUGACGGACACAGUGGGUGGCGGUCAGGCGCAGGGCGGGGCCGGAGAGGGCGGGGGGCAGUCUGCUCAGAGCACGAUCUCCCGUUACGCCUGUCGCAUCAUGUGCGAGCGCAGCGCCCCUUACACGGCACGCAUUUACGCUGCGGGCUUUGACUCCUCCAAGAACAUCUUCCUCGGGGAGCGGGCAGCCAAAUGGCGGACCUCAGAUGGUUUGAUGGAUGGCCUGACGACCAAUGGGGUGCUGGUGAUGCACCCUGCGGGGGAUUUUGUGUCUGAGCCAGCCCCGGGAGUGUGGAGGGAGAUUUCAGUGUGCGGGAAUGUCUUCGCCCUCCGAGAGACGCGUUCUGCCCAGCAGAGAGGAAAACUGGUGGAGAACGAAUCCAACACCCUGCAGGAUGGUUCCCUGAUCGACCUCUGUGGAGCCACGCUUCUGUGGCGGACACCAGCCGGCCUGCGUCACACGCCCACCCUCAAGCAGCUGGAGUCCCUCCGUCAGGAGCUGAACGCCGCCCGUCCCCAGUGCCCGGUGGGUUUCAACACCCUGGCCUUCCCCAGCCUCGCCCAACGAGCCACCAUCGACAAGAAACAGCCCUGGGUCUACAUGCACUGCGGCCACGUGCACGGCUACCACAACUGGGGAUACAGGAAGGAGAAAACGGCAGCUGGUUCGGGCGGCACUGCCCCGGCGAGCAUGAGUGAGCGAGAGUGUCCCAUGUGCCGUCGCGUGGGGCCUUACGUUCCGUUGUGGCUUGGCUGCGAGGGGGGGCUGUACCUGGACGCGGGCCCCCCCACCCACGCCUUCUGUCCCUGCGGCCACGUGUGCUCCGAAAAGACAGUGCAGGGGUGGAGCCAGAUCCCCCUGCCCCAUGGCACGCACGCCUUCCACGCCGCAUGUCCGUUCUGUGGCACCUGGCUGACCGGAGAGCAAGGCUACGUCAAACUCAUCUUUCAGGGCCCCGUCGACUGAACUCGCCGCAAAGGGGCAGACGACUAGACUGUUACAGAGACACAAAAACGAGGAACGAGAGAUGGGAGCAAGAGGUGGAGCGUGAGUGGAACGUGUAUGACGGAUAAAAUGUAAGAUGAAGUUAUGCAGAGAGAGGGAAUGUGGUCUGGAUUGGAUAGAUGAAGGUGUA